AUGUCUCGUCUGGUGCUGAACUCCAACAACCUGUUCCUCCUGCCGGUCAGCGACCGCACGAUCCGGGUGCUCGACCCGGAGUGGGAGCUCAACACCCAGACCAUAACCAACGACAUGGUGAACUGGAAGCACGCGGGUCGGGUCGGUAACAACUCCGCGUCGACCCACCGCGAGCUCCAAGUGUUCGGUACGGUCAUCGGCGGGUCGAAGCUGGAGGAGCUCUCCACGGAGCUCAUCAACCUCCAGGCGGUGACCAACAGGGAAGGCUGCACGGUCAUGUACUUCAACGUCGGCGCCGGCGACAUGUACCUCCGGGAAGGGAGGAGCCAGGUGCGCCGCCUCAACGACCUCUUCGACUGGUCCAAGUACGGGGUCAACGUCCCCGCCCCGGUCGAGACCGUGUGGGACCGGUUCCAGCAGGUGGCGAGCGGGAAGCUGAUGGUGGACAACAAAGGGGCGGCGCAGAAGCAGAAGGAGUUGGAGGAGAAGGAGGAGGAGAGCGAGAGGGUUCGGGCCGAGCAGGACAAGCAGAUCGAUGAGCUGAAGAAGCAGGCCAAGGAGAAAGACGAUCAGCUUGCUGCCAGAGAUAAGCAGGUCGCCAGCCUCAAGAAUGCUCUCCAAGCUUUGCUCUAA
This is a messenger RNA of Linum tenue, 633 nucleotides long. The record is from the annotation of a GenBank genome assembly. NCBI's taxonomy places the organism in Eukaryota, Viridiplantae, Streptophyta, Magnoliopsida, Malpighiales, Linaceae.